Callithrix jacchus (white-tufted-ear marmoset) is the source of this 3245-nucleotide messenger RNA. It is a transcript of the gene UBTF, whose product is annotated as upstream binding transcription factor. The record is from RefSeq and is a predicted model, not a curated record. Lineage: Eukaryota; Metazoa; Chordata; Mammalia; Primates; Cebidae.
GCCGAGGCGGGCGGGCGGGCGGGCGGAGCGGGGCGGGCGGAGCGCGGCGCGUGGGGCUCGCCAUUAGCCGUCGCUCCGCUUCGCCAUCUCGGGCUUUGUCUGGCGACUUGCUGCCCCGGCGUCGGCUGCAGCGGAGCUGCGGCUCGGCUAUUCGGACCGCCGCGCCCCCAGGUGCCCCCAGCCCGCGCUCCCAUCCACACGCUCGUUUCGUAUGUGCCGUUCGGCAGUGAGGACCGCAAGGGUGAGGUGGUUUUGACCCCGGGUUGCCCGGCCAGCACGACCAAGGAGGUGGCUGGACAGCUGGAGGAUGAACGGAGAAGCCGACUGCCCCACAGACCUGGAAAUGGCCGCUCCCAAAGGCCAAGAUCGCUGGUCCCAGGAAGACAUGCUGACUUUGCUGGAAUGCAUGAAGAACAAUCUUCCAUCCAAUGACAGCUCCAAGUUCAAAACCACCGAAUCACAUAUGGACUGGGAAAAAGUAGCAUUUAAGGACUUUUCUGGAGACAUGUGCAAGCUCAAAUGGGUGGAGAUUUCUAACGAGGUGAGGAAGUUCCGUACAUUGACAGAAUUGAUCCUUGAUGCCCAGGAACACGUGAAAAAUCCUUACAAAGGCAAAAAACUCAAGAAACACCCAGACUUCCCAAAGAAGCCCCUGACCCCUUAUUUCCGCUUCUUCAUGGAGAAGCGGGCCAAAUAUGCGAAACUCCACCCUGAGAUGAGCAACCUGGACCUAACCAAGAUUCUGUCCAAGAAAUACAAGGAGCUUCCAGAGAAGAAGAAGAUGAAAUAUAUUCAGGACUUCCAGAGGGAGAAACAGGAGUUCGAGCGAAACCUGGCCCGAUUCAGGGAGGAUCACCCUGACCUAAUCCAGAAUGCCAAGAAAUCGGACAUCCCAGAGAAGCCCAAAACCCCCCAGCAGCUGUGGUACACCCACGAGAAGAAGGUGUAUCUCAAAGUGCGGCCAGAUGCCACUACGAAGGAGGUGAAGGACUCCCUGGGGAAGCAGUGGUCUCAGCUCUCGGACAAAAAGAGGCUGAAAUGGAUUCAUAAGGCCCUGGAGCAGCGGAAGGAGUACGAGGAGAUCAUGAGAGACUAUAUCCAGAAGCACCCCGAGCUGAAUAUCAGUGAAGAGGGUAUCACCAAGUCCACCCUUACCAAGGCCGAACGCCAGCUCAAGGACAAGUUUGACGGGCGACCCACCAAGCCACCUCCGAACAGCUACUCGCUGUACUGCGCAGAGCUCAUGGCCAACAUGAAGGACGUGCCCAGCACAGAGCGCAUGGUGCUGUGCAGCCAGCAGUGGAAGCUGCUGUCCCAGAAGGAGAAGGAUGCCUAUCACAAGAAGUGUGACCAGAAAAAGAAAGAUUACGAGGUGGAGCUGCUCCGUUUCCUCGAGAGCCUGCCCGAGGAGGAGCAGCAGCGGGUCCUGGGGGAGGAGAAGAUGCUGAACAUCAACAAGAAGCCAGCCACCAGCCCUGCCUCCAAGAAGCCAGCCCAGGAAGGGGGCAAGGGCGGCUCUGAGAAGCCCAAGCGGCCAGUUUCGGCCAUGUUCAUCUUCUCCGAGGAGAAGCGGAGGCAGCUGCAGGAGGAGCGGCCUGAGCUCUCAGAGAGCGAGCUGACCCGCCUGCUGGCCCGAAUGUGGAACGACCUGUCUGAGAAGAAGAAGGCCAAGUACAAGGCCCGGGAGGCGGCGCUCAAGGCACAGUCGGAGAGGAAGCCUGGCGGGGAGCGUGAGGAACGGGGUAAGCUGCCUGAGUCCCCCAAGAGAGCUGAGGAGAUCUGGCAACAGAGCGUCAUUGGCGACUACCUGGCCCGCUUCAAGAAUGACCGGGUGAAGGCCUUGAAAGCCAUGGAAAUGACCUGGAAUAACAUGGAGAAGAAGGAGAAACUGAUGUGGAUUAAGAAGGCAGCCGAAGACCAAAAGCGAUACGAGAGAGAGCUAAGUGAGAUGCGGGCACCUCCAGCUGCUACAAAUUCUUCCAAGAAGAUGAAAUUCCAGGGAGAACCUAAGAAGCCUCCCAUGAACGGUUACCAGAAGUUUUCCCAGGAACUGCUGUCCAAUGGGGAGCUGAACCACCUGCCACUGAAGGAGCGCAUGGUAGAGAUCGGCAGCCGCUGGCAGCGCAUCUCCCAGAGCCAGAAGGAGCACUACAAAAAGCUAGCCGAGGAGCAGCAAAAGCAGUACAAGGUGCACCUGGACCUCUGGGUCAAGAGCCUGUCCCCCCAGGACCGUGCAGCAUAUAAAGAGUACAUCUCCAAUAAACGUAAGAGUAUGACCAAGCUGCGAGGCCCAAACCCCAAAUCCAGCCGGACUACUCUGCAGUCCAAAUCGGAGUCCGAGGAGGAUGAUGAAGAGGAUGAGGAUGAUGAGGAUGAGGAUGAAGAAGAGGAAGAUGAUGAUAAUGGGGACUCCUCUGAAGAUGGCGGCGACUCCUCCGAGUCCAGCAGCGAGGACGAGAGCGAGGAUGGGGAUGAGAAUGAGGAGGAUGAUGAGGACGAAGAUGAUGAUGAGGAUGAUGACGAGGAUGAAGACAAUGAGUCCGAGGGCAGCAGCUCCAGCUCCUCCUCCUCAGGAGACUCCUCAGACUCUGACUCCAACUGAGGCUCAGCCCCACCCCAGGGCAGCCAGGGAGAGCCCAGGAGCUCCCCUCCCCAACUGACCACCUUUGUUUCUCCCCCAUGUACUGUCCCCUGGCCUCCCCCACUUUCUUUCUUUCUUUAAAAAAAAAAAAAAACAAAAAACGGUGGGGGUAAGGGGCUGGAGGAGCCCAGGCCGGGACUCUGCAGCCUCAGAGACAUCAGCCCUCGGGGGUCCUCCUCCAGGGACAGCAACCAUCAGACUAAGCCAGCACCGGCCUGACCCAGCCCACCCCACCCACUUCUGCACUUGCAGUUCCGGCAUGGACAAUGGACCGGAGAGUGGGGGUGGGGGUCCCAAAGAGUUAGAUGAGGCCCUCCACACCUGCGGCCCAACCCAAGGUGGGGUGGAAGCUUGAGGAGGACCCAUUCCUUCCCAGAGGGGCCUGCCGACUGGACCUCUGCAUUGGAACUGGAGGCAGGGAAUGUGGGGAGAGGAGGGCCAGUGCCUUCAAGAAAACAGGCGCUGCCCUGGUGGCCCUCUCCCCUGCCCCCGGCAGGAAGGAGCUGCCUUGACCCACUCAUGGGGGAGGGGGCAGAGUGUUUUUUAUAUAUGUGUAUAUAUUUUUUUUUAAGCUCUGAGCUGUCAACGAGACGUUUCCUACCGA